This is a messenger RNA of Sclerotinia sclerotiorum 1980 UF-70, 2031 nucleotides long. RefSeq lists its product as hypothetical. The coding region runs from base 1 to 2031 and encodes 676 amino acids. Lineage: Eukaryota; Fungi; Ascomycota; Leotiomycetes; Helotiales; Sclerotiniaceae. The record is from RefSeq and is a predicted model, not a curated record. The transcript is spliced from 4 exons.
AUGGAUAUUCCUAUCCGUGGCCAGAUGCCUGGCUUCAACACACCCUUACCAGAAAUCUGCGUACAAGACUCUCAUCAUCCCGAUCGAUACCCCGAUAGAUACUCAGAUGAACAUAGAUACCAUUCGACCACAUCUUCAGCAGCUGCUCCUGGUCCAAUGUCUAUACCCAAUGCUAGAGAGGCUCCUCCUCCUCCUUUACCACCACCGAGAUACAUUCCAGACAUUGCAGAUAAUGGGAGGGGAGAUCUUGGAUGGCAGUGGGCAAACCAGCACCGGGAGGUCAAUUGGGAAGGGCGUUUAUCAGCUGUGGCCCCUGGAUCAAGUUUGUACGGGAGCUAUAAUCGCAAGAGCAUUUCAGAUGACCGACCAGAUGUUGCACGCAGAGGGAGCUCAAACGCCACUAUUACUGCACACACAUCGAAAGACGCAAGCAACCAUUUGAGUGCGUUGCCGAAAGAUGAGGGAUAUGCAAGCCUUUCUGCUUCCAAUGCAAGCAUUGGCUCGACACAAUCGAAAACAUCAAUUGGCUUUCAAAGUUCGGUCCACGAUGCAUUUCAAACUAGUGCUCAAGCAUACGACCAGUCAUUGUUACAGAAGUUGGGUGGGAGAGGAGAUAAUUUUACACAAUCAAGACCUUUCGCAAAAUCUACGUUUAGCUCAUCUGUAAACGAUGUAUCGCCAACAUCUCGAAUAGCGCGGGAACAUGGCCAUCCUGCUCUCAAGCCACUGUCUCUGCCAAUCCAUACACACAAGCCAGCGCUGGCCGAGAGUCCAAUAAAUCGUUGGGCAGAUUCGCCUCUGUCAUCUGGCGUUUCACCUGGCAAUCCAUAUACCAGACUUAGCUUGAAUACAUUUGAUUAUAGAUCGCCAACCGAUAUCAUAGACAAUGAAAGAUCAUCACUACAUUACCCCAGGAGAUCAGGAAGCAUAGCAGAUGAUGCAUCGAGUAUUGCUAGCCAAUCUAGGGAUAGCUUCCACAUGCCUUCUCCAGAGUACGAAGAAGGUUUUCAUAUGGAAGAAACGGGUUUGAGACGAUUACAGAUAGGAGAAGAAUACCACGGCCGGAGUGAAGGAUACUCUCCAGGCUCUGCUACAGCCGGGCAAAAACGGCGCGCAUCUUCCCCUCCCAGGGAUGAUGGCCUGCAUCUGCGCACGGUGGGUAGUGCAAGUGAUCUUGCUCGACGUCUGGCUGCUAGUAGCGCAACCAGCUUGGGUUCAUACGUUAGGCUGUCUCAUGGAGGUCUCCCACCCGCGCCCAUGGAUAUCAACCCCGAUAUGUCUUAUAACGGUUCGAUAUCGCUAAACCCCAGCCCAAGAGGAUCGAUUUCGGCUAGAACUGCCCAUCACCGAGCUUUAUCUGAAAGCCGGCCUCUAACCAAUGCACGAAAGAUGCCAGAGGUCUUAGGCCACGUGAAACACAACAGUGCUCCUAGCAGACAAGGCGGUUUCAUUUGUGUAUGCUGCCCCAAAAAGCCCAAGAAAUUUGACACCCAGGAAGAACUCAACGCGCAUGAACAAGAAAAGCAAUACGAAUGCCUAUACUGCCCCAAUCGUUUCAAGAAUAAGAACGAGGCCGAGAGGCAUCAAAAUUCUUUGCAUCUUCGCCGUCAUUCCUGGUCGUGCGCUGCGCUGCAAGAUUGGGCGCAUGCUUUUCACCCUUCUCCUUCGCGUCCUAAUGAUGCGGAUACUUGUGGAUACUGUGGUGAAGAUUUCCUAAGGAGCGGUUUCACGAAUCAUGAGGGAUCGCCAAUACCUGCGGCGACAGGUGAGGACUGGGAAAUCAGGGGUGCCCAUCUGCAAGAUAUGCAUAAGUUUGGAGAAUGUAACCAUGCAAAGAAGUUUUUCCGCGCAGAUCAUUUUCGUCAGCAUUUGAAGCAUAGUCAUGCGGGGACAAGUGGAAAAUGGACGAACAUGCUUGAGAACGCUUGUAUGAUUGAUGAGCCACCUCCAGAGCCACUUAGGGGACCCGAAAGAGUCAGUCCUGGUGGAGUAAGAGUAGGCCGAAUCAACGAAGAAGACGAAAUACUAUAA